CCUUUUCUUGCAACCGGCGACCGACUCGCAUACCUUUUCUUGCUUCAUAUCCUCUGCCUCCACAUCUAUGCCCGUUGGUUACUCACAAGGUCCCAUAGGCGGCACAACAUCCGCUGCAGCCGACACCGGACCCACAUAGUCUUCAUCACCUCCGACCCCGUAGCUUCCGCUUACACCGUUUCUCGGGGUCUUGACGCAUUGGUUCUGAAAGCUCUCCCCAUCUUCGUCUAUUCCUCCGACACACACAAGGAAGUACUGGAAUGCGCUGUGUGCCUAUCUGAGUUCGAGGAGAACGAGAAGGGUCGUCUCCUCCCAAGAUGCAAGCACAGCUUCCAUAUCGAUUGCAUAGAUAUGUGGUUCCACUCUCACUCUACUUGCCCACUUUGCCGAGCACCUGUCCAACCCGAUAUUCCCGCCCCUGCGACUGAAACUCCGGUUGAGGUCGUUAUCCCUGUGAGCGAACCUCCCGAGACAGAAGUCGAGUCGAUAACUAGACUUUACCCAGGGUGUCACCACUAUGAAAAUGAAACAAGUCGCACCUGCAUGUCUUCUUCUUCUUCUCCUCUUCCUCUUCCUCCUUCAGCACCGGCGGAAUCAACGUCUUUAGGGUCCCGAAGGAAGCCAUUGGAGCUGGCGGGUGUUUCAAUUGAGGUGCCUAGAAGGAAAAACGAAGGAUUUAGAGGUGUGGAUGAGGAGGUAGGCUUGGGAUCGCCAACAGGCCAGGGGUUCAAGUCACCGGGAAGUCGGAUUCUAUCGUUAAAGAGAAUAUUGAGCAGAGAUCAAAGAGCUAGACUUUCUUCUCCUGCGGCAAUGAUGCCGGAUUGCAGCUCUACCACACAGAUCGUGGAGAGAUUUAGGAAGAUCCUUUCGGAGCUUGGGCGCGAGCGGAAGGGUAGAGACGCUGCGGAGAAUGCAAAAUCCGAGCUUCAUACCUCGUUCAAUCGCUUGAAGGUGCUCGCGAAUGAGGCAAUCAAGAAGCGCGAUGAGAGUGAGAGGCAGAGGGAGGAAGCGUUGCGUGAGAAGGAAGAACUUUUGAGAUCCAAUGAGAGAAUUUCAGGGGAAUGGCGGAGGCUCUGAGACUUAAACAAAUCAGUUGAGGCAAGGGGACGCUCAUAUGCUUGUCGAGGUUGCUGAGAACUGUGUCGGAAGGGGACAAUGAGGAUGCCGGUUGCUGCUCAUAUGCGAUGUCAAAAGUCCGGCGGUUGAAGCAACCGUCGGAAGGGGACGAUGAAGACGCAGUUCUCAGCAACCGUUGCUGCUCCGACGCUUUCGACACAGUUCUCAGCAACCGUUGAAACUGCGUCGCAUGUUGAAGCAAGACGUCGGAAGGGGACUUUAAUGAAGGGGACGUCGCCAGCACUCUCGGCGGAGGCUCCGACGAGAGUGAUGUUGAAGGGGACGAUGCGAUGUCGAGGUUGCUGCUCAUAUGCUUGUCGAGGUCGCACGUUUCAAGCAUGUACACGUUUUUAGGACGCGUGGCACGCUCUUACGCUGCGCGAGUGAUGCCUUGACUGACAGUGCCUGGACUGAAGCCGAACUAUGAGCAGGAGGAAACUAAGUGGACUUUUGAAAGGGUUUCUGGCAGAAAACGGCAACUUUUUCCCUGAAUAUCA
Molecule: messenger RNA, 1613 nt
Organism: Nelumbo nucifera (sacred lotus)
Lineage: Eukaryota; Viridiplantae; Streptophyta; Magnoliopsida; Proteales; Nelumbonaceae
Source: RefSeq, a predicted model, not a curated record